GAGAUCCAGCUGAGGAUAUUCCCGAGGGUGAUGAGGCCAGCAAGCCUCUUGCCAUCGGGACCAAGGACAGGAAGCUGGUCGAAUCCUUUAUCCCUCAUGAGCUCAAUGGCCGUCUCACAGGUGUCAUUGGAUCGAAUCGUCGUCACCGGCUUUAACCUCAGUGAUUUGACCUUAGCAGCAGACAGCGGGUCCUUGUUUCCUCGAGCUGAUAAUUCCGGAGAAGUUGGAGCAGUCUCGGAAGGAUCUGAAGGGAGUAGAUCAUUUGCGGCAAGCCAGUCGUCAUCGGCAAACUAG
Molecule: messenger RNA, 294 nt
Organism: Rasamsonia emersonii CBS 393.64
Lineage: Eukaryota; Fungi; Ascomycota; Eurotiomycetes; Eurotiales; Trichocomaceae
Exons: 1
Source: RefSeq, a predicted model, not a curated record